AAUAAAUAGCAACCUCACCAUCUCUUACUCCUCCGCCAUCUCCACCUCAUCUCUCUCUCAAAGAACGUAAAAAAUUCUCACUCGAGAAACACAGAUCAACAAUGGCGGUCAAGAAAUCUCAGAAACUUUCACAGACAGCAAUGCUGAAGCAAAUCCUCAAAAGAUGCUCGAGUUUGGGCAAGAAACAGGGAUACGACGAGCAUGGCGACGUGCCGAAGGGCCAUUUCCCUGUCUACGUGGGGGAGAAGCGGACGCGAUACAUCGUACCGAUCUCGUUCUUGGGCCAUCCCGAGUUCCAGACUUUGCUCCAGCAAGCCGAGGAGGAAUUCGGAUUCAAUCACGACAUGGGUCUCACCAUCCCUUGUGAAGAAGUCGUUUUCCUCUCUCUAACAUCCAUGAUCAGAUGAACAAGAACCUGUGCGCUCUUAAUUAUUGUUGCUGACAUAUUAUUAUCAGGUGGAUUUUUUUUUUCUCGGACAACCAUUGAUCCCGAGAUCCUUUUUUCUGGAGAAAUCUACGUAAACAGCCUUCUACAUGUGGAUGGAUCAUGUGUGUGAAUUUUGAGUCCUCAAGAGAAGGCUUUAACCUAAGUGGGUCUGCUAGGAUUCUAUCUUUUUUCCUGUUCUUGGUGGGUUGAGAUUUCAUCGGAAGCUGUUUCAGCUCUCUCAAAAACCAGUCAAUUAAGUGUUUUCUUGGUUUAAUAUGUGUAAAUAUUUUAGGGUUUCCUCGCAGAUGUAAUUCUAUGAGAGAGAGAUGUUGAAUAAAUUCAUCAGUACUGGAUC
Tarenaya hassleriana is the source of this 782-nucleotide messenger RNA. Its product is annotated as auxin-induced protein 15A-like. NCBI's taxonomy places the organism in Eukaryota, Viridiplantae, Streptophyta, Magnoliopsida, Brassicales, Cleomaceae. Bases 102 to 407 code for a protein of 101 amino acids. The transcript has a single exon. Gene Ontology annotation, biological process: response to auxin. The record is from RefSeq and is a predicted model, not a curated record.